CAGUAGCUGCCAGGACCUGGCGCGAGGGGGCGGAGCGCACCGAGCCGGGGGAGGGGAGGCAAGAUGGCGGUCGCGGUGGCGCUGAGGUUGAGGUGAGACGCCGCGACCGUCCGGCCCCACCAGAGCCUGCCGCCCGGGCCGCCCCAGCGCCGCGCCGUCGGCGGUUUCCUAGAAACAUGAUUGCUUGCUGGUCUUGAUCUCACAGCUUUGUGAAGACUUCUUCUCUGAUAAUGUCAAGUUCAGGCUACCCUCCUAACCAAGGAGCAUUCAGCACAGAACAGAGUCGUUAUCCUACGCAUUCUGUCCAGUACACCUUCCCUAGCACCCGGCACCAGCAGGAAUUUGCAGUUCCUGAUUAUCGCUCGUCUCACUUGGAAGUCAGUCAGGCAACCCAGCUCCUGCAGCAGCAGCAGCAACAGCAGCAGCAACUUCGGCGCAGGCCUUCCUUGCUUUCCGAAUUUCACCCGGGCUCUGACAGGCCUCAGGAAAGGAGAACUGGAUAUGAACAGCAGUUUCAUCCUGGUCCAUCUCAAACAGAUCAUGAUUCACUGGAAUCUAAGCGACCACGUCUUGAGCAAGUCUCUGAUUCCCAUUUUCAGCGUGUCAGUGCAGCCACUGUCUUGCCUUUAGUACAUCCUCUGCAGGAAGGGUUGAGAUCUGCAGAUAUUAAGAAGGACCCGGCUUUUGGAGGAAAGCAUGAGGGACCAUCUUCUCCAAUUUCUGGUCAGCCUUGUGGGGAGGAUCAAAAUGCUUCACCUUCAAAGCUGUCAAAGGAAGAAUUGAUACAGAGCAUGGACCGCGUAGAUCGUGAAAUUGCAAAAGUUGAACAGCAAAUCCUUAAACUGAAGAAAAAGCAACAACAACUUGAAGAAGAAGCUGCUAAGCCUCCGGAGCCAGAGAGGCCUGUCUCCCCUCCUCCAGUGGAACAGAAACACCGCAGUAUUGUCCAAAUCAUUUACGACGAGAAUCGGAAAAAAGCAGAAGAAGCUCACAAGAUAUUUGAAGGUCUUGGUCCAAAAGUUGAACUGCCACUUUACAACCAACCGUCAGACACAAAAGUCUACCAUGAAAACAUCAAAACAAACCAAGUGAUGAGGAAAAAGCUAAUACUGUUCUUUAAAAGAAGAAAUCAUGCAAGAAAACAACGGGAACAGAAAAUCUGUCAACGUUAUGAUCAGCUGAUGGAGGCAUGGGAGAAGAAAGUUGACAGGAUAGAAAAUAAUCCACGCAGGAAAGCAAAGGAGAGCAAAACAAGAGAAUACUAUGAAAAACAAUUUCCAGAAAUUCGGAAGCAAAGAGAACAGCAAGAACGAUUCCAAAGAGUUGGUCAGAGAGGAGCUGGACUUUCAGCAACUAUUGCUAGAAGUGAACAUGAGAUUUCUGAAAUCAUUGAUGGACUCUCUGAGCAGGAGAAUAAUGAAAAACAAAUGCGUCAGCUUUCUGUCAUUCCUCCCAUGAUGUUUGAUGCAGAACAAAGACGAGUGAAGUUUAUUAAUAUGAAUGGUCUGAUGGAGGAUCCCAUGAAAGUCUAUAAAGACAGACAAUUCAUGAAUGUCUGGACCGACCAUGAGAAAGAGAUUUUUAAGGAAAAGUUUGUCCAACAUCCCAAGAACUUUGGUCUAAUUGCUUCCUACCUGGAACGAAAGAAUGUUCCCGACUGUGUAUUAUAUUAUUAUUUGACCAAGAAAAAUGAAAAUUAUAAGGCCCUUGUGCGAAGAAAUUAUGGUAAACGCAGAGGAAGAAACCAGCAAAUUGCUCGUCCUUCUCAAGAAGAAAAGGUAGAAGAGAAGGUAGAAGAGGAAAAAGCAGACAAAGCAGAGAAAAAAGAGGAGGAAAAGAAAGAUGAGGAAGAAAAGGAUGAGAAGGAGGAAUCUAAAGAGAAUACCAAAGAAAAGGACAAAACUGAAGCUGCACCAGAGGAAACGGAGGAAAGGGAGCAGGCUGCUCCUAGGGGCCGAAAAACUGCCAAUAGCCAAGGUCGUCGUAAGGGCAGAAUCACCAGAUCAAUGACAAAUGAAGCUGCACAAGCAAAUGCUGCUGCAGCUGCAGCCACUGAAGAACCACCUCCACCUCUUCCACCCCCACCAGAACCUUCUUCUUCAGAGCCUGUGGAGACAUCCCGCUGGACAGAAGAAGAAAUGGAAGUUGCUAAGAAAGGUCUAGUGGAACAUGGACGAAACUGGGCAGCAAUUGCCAAAAUGGUUGGGACAAAAAGUGAAGCUCAGUGUAAGAACUUUUACUUCAACUAUAAAAGGAGACACAAUCUGGACAGCCUACUCCAACAGCACAAACAAAAGUCUUCACGAAGGCCCCGUGAGGAGCGAGAUGUAUCACAGUGUGAGAGUGUAGCUUCAACUGUGUCAGCUCAGGAGGAUGAAGAUAUUGAAGCAUCUAAUGAAGAAGAGAAUCCAGAAGACAGUGAAGGUGCUGAAAAUAGUUCUGAUACAGAAAGUGCUCCAUCCCCAACUCCAGCAGAACCUGCUAAACCAAGUGAAGAAACUCCCUCUGAGAGCACUGCUUCAAAAGUAACCCCUGAGGUGACAACAGAGCAAGAACCUACCAUUAAACCUGCAGCCAGCACAUCUCCCUCUUCAACAACCCAAAGUGUAUCAGCAGCUGAAAAUCAGAACCCUGAACCACAGGUUAAGGAAGAAAUAAAUAAUGAGGCAGAAGAGCCUAUGGAAGUUGACAGUAGAAGCCAUCCGGUUGAAGCUAAGCCUGUGAUUACUCUCCCAGUGCAUACCAAAGUAGAACCUGUAGAGACUGAAAUGAGGCUACCAGAGAAUAUUCAAGUGAAAAUAGAGAGUGAUACCAAAGAGAGGGAAAUGGAGAAACCCAAGGAAAAGUCAGAACCAGAGGAAAUGGACUAUAGUCUGUCACAACAGGUUAAUACAGCAAGACAAGAAUCCCAUUCAGAUAAUGAUUCAAGUGCCACCUGUAGUGCUGAUGAGGAAGUUGAUGGAGAACCUGAUAGACAAGGUAUCUUCAGCAGGGAGUCAAAGCCCUCACUAUUAAAUCCCACUGGGUCAAUACUGGUAUCAUCCACGAUAAAGCAAGGGCAGAUGGACCUGCAACAGCUUCACCACCGAGCUGCCGUCAUACCACCUAUGGUUUCUUGCAGUCCCUGUACUGUUCCCGUUGGAACACCAGUGAGUGGUUAUGCGCUGUAUCAACGGCACAUUAAAGCAAUGCAUGAGUCAGCGCUGCUGGAAGAGCAACGCCAGAGGCAGGAGCAGCUGGAUAUGGAGUAUCGAAGUGCUGUAAGCCCUUGUGGUACUUCCAAGAGCCCUAAUGAGUGGGAAGUUCUUCAGCCAGCACCUCACCAAGUAAUAACCAAUAUACCUGAAGGUGUCCGCCUUCCAACAACCAGACCAACCAGACCACCACCACCACUCAUUCCAUCCUCCAAAACAAGUGUGCCAUCAGAAAAGCCUUCUUUCAUCAUGGGAGGCUCAAUCUCACAAGGAACACCUGGCACUUACUUAACAUCCCAUAGUCAAGCUUCCUACACCCAAGAAACUGCAAAGCCAUCAGUGGGUUCUAUAUCUCUUGGGCUGCCAAGGCAGCAGGAGUCAGCCAAAUCUGCUUCCCUGCCCUAUAUCAAACAAGAGGAAUUCUCUCCCAGAAGCCAGAAUUCCCAACCUGAGGGACUCCUGGUCAGGGCACAACAUGAAAGUGUGGUUCGAGGUACAGCAACGAUACAGGAGGGAAGUAUAACACGAGGAACUCCAACCAGUAAAGUAUCUGUUGAGACCAUUCCUUCUUUGAGAGGCUCCAUAACUCAGGGUACACCAGCUCUGUCCCAGGCUGGCAUAGCAGCUGAUGCAUUAUUGAAGGGAACCAUCACUCGGCUAGCUACAGAAGACAACAGCCCAGAAAAGUGCCGAGAGGAAACUUCAGCCAAAGGCCAUGUUAUUUAUGAAGGCAAAAGUGGGCAUAUUUUAUCUUAUGAUGCUAUUAAAAAUGUUCGUGAAGGAACAAGGAGUCCAAGAACAGCUCAUGAAAUUGGUUUAAAGAGAAGCUAUGAUACAAUGGAAGGGAAUAUAAAGCAAGGAAUGUCUAUGCGUGAGUCUCCGGUGUCUGCACCACUGGAAGGUUUAAUAUGCCGUGCACUGCCUCGGGGUAGCCCACAUGCUGAACUAAAAGAGAGAACAGUGUUGUCUGGCUCUAUAAUGCAAGGUACACCAAGAGCAACAGCUGAAAGCUUUGAAGAAGGCUUGAAAUACCCUAAACAGAUUAAGAGAGAGUCACCUCCCAUAAGGACAUUUGAAGGAGCCAUUACUAAGGGGAAACCAUAUGAUGGAGUCACUACUAUAAAAGAAAUGGGUCGUUCCAUCCAUGAAAUCCCAAGACAGGAUUUACUAAGCCAGGAGAGUCGCAAGACUCCCGAAAUGGUGCAAACGACCAGGCCAAUCAUAGAAGGCUCCAUAUCUCAGGGCACACCCAUAAAAUACGAAAGCAACUCUGGCCAGUCUGCCAUCAAACAUAAUGUAAAAUCUUUAAUCACUGGACCAAGCAAGCUUCCCCGUGGAAUGCCUCAGCUGGAAAUGGUGCCAGAAAACGUGAAGGUGGUGGAGCGAGGAAAAUAUGAAGAUGUGAAGACCGGGGAUGCAGUACGUUCCCGUCACACGUCAGUAGUGAGCUCUGGUCCCUCUGUUCUCAGGUCAACUCUUCAUGAAACUCCCAAAUCACAGCUGAGCCCUGGGAUUUAUGAUGAUACCAAUGCUCGGAGGACACCUGUGAACUAUCAGAGUCCAAUGUCCAGGAGUUCACCUAUGCUGAAUAGAGUUAGUGAGGGUGGAAUAUCUUCUGGGAAGCCAGCAAAUCACGAAAGAAAAAACACACUUACUCCGACACAGAGGGAGAGCGUGCCAGCAAAAUCUCCAGUCCCUGGGGUUGAUCCUGUAGUGACUCACAGUCCUUUUGACCCUCAUCAUAGAGGAGCAACUCCUGAAGUCUAUAGGAGUCACCUCCCUCCUCAUUUAGAUCCUGCUAUGCCAUUUCACAGGGCUCUGGAUCCUGCUGCUGCUGCUUACCUGUUCCAAAGGCAGCUGUCACCCACCCCAGGCUACCCAAGUCAGUAUCAGCUUUACGCGAUGGAGAACACACGACAGACAAUCCUAAAUGACUACAUUACCUCACAGCAGAUGCAAGUCAAUUUACGUCCUGAUGUAACGAGAGGAUUAUCUCCCAGAGAGCAAACUUUAGCUCUCCCGUAUGCAGGAGCAAGAGGAAUUAUUGACUUGAACAAUAUGGCUCCCACUAUCUUAGUGCCUCAUCCUGGAGGAACAAGCACACCACCCAUGGAGAGAAUCACAUAUAUCCCUGGUACCCAACUUACGUUCCCUCCUAGGCCUUACAAUCCUGCUUCUCUGUCACCAGGACACCCUACACACCUGGCAGCUUCUGCAGCUGCAAAUGCUGAAAGGGAACGGGAAAGGGAGAGGGAGAAGGAACGGGAAAGGGAGCGGGAACGGGAGCGGGAAAGAGAACGAGAACGGGAGAGGGAGAGAAUCUCUUCAGUCCCUGCUGAACUUUAUCUUCGACCAGGUGCAGAGCAGCCUGGCAGACCUGGCAGUCAUGGAUAUGUUCGGUCCCCAUCCCCUUCAGUUAGAAGCCAGGAAAACAUCCUGCAGCAAAGGCCUAGUAUUUUUCAAGGAACCAAUGGGACAAGUGUAAUCACACCUUUGGAUCCUGCUGCUCAGCUACGUAUCAUGCAGCUCACCCCUGGAGCUCCCUCUAUUACUCAAGGGUUGCCAGCUUCCCGUUACAAUACUGCUGCUGAUGCCCUUGCAGCACUCGUAGAUGCUGCAGCCUCUGCUCCUCAGAUGGAAGUUGCCAAAGCAAAAGAGAACAAGCAUGAAGGCACCAGGAUAGAAGAGAAUAUGGGACGCCGGUCAGCUGUGGUUACUGAACAGCAGCAGAUGGAACAGAAGACACUGGAGGUAGAAAAGAGGCCUGUCCAGUGCCCCUAUACAUCUGCAAACUUUUCUGGUGGCAAGUCCCAGGGACAGUCUUCAGUAGUCUAUUCAGAGGCUGGUAAAGAGAAAGGACCUCCUCCUAAAUCCAGGUACGAGGAAGAGCUGAGAACUCGAGGAAAGACCACAAUUACUGCUGCUAACUUCAUAGAUGUGAUCAUCACUCGACAGAUUGCUUCAGACAAGGAUGCACGAGAUAGGGGCUCUCAAAGUUCAGAUUCUUCCAGUAGUUUAUCCUCCCAUCGGUAUGAAGCUCCUGGAGAUGCCAUUGAGGUGAUUAGCCCUGCAAAUUCACCUGUACCUACUCAAGAAAAGCUACAGCCCUAUCAACCAGAGACACCUAAACAAAGCCAGGCAGAAAAUGACCCAAACAGGCAAUAUGAGGGGACGAUUCACCGCUAUAGGACACAACAGGAACCCCCUUCACCCCAACAACCUCCACCUCCCUCUUCCCAAGCAGAAGGGAUGGCACAUGUGCCCAGGACCCAUCGGCUUAUCACCCUUGCUGAUCACAUCUGUCAAAUUAUUACACAAGACUUUGCUAGAAACCAAGCAGCUUCUCAGGCCUCUUUGCAGCCUCCCACCACUACAUUCCAGAAUUCCACCCCUGUUCCAACACCUGUUGCUACCCGGGCAAAGACAUCGAAUCGCUACAGCCCUGAGUCCCAGUCACAGUCUGUCCACCAUCAGCGGCCAGGAGCUAGAGUGUCACCUGAAAAUCUGUCUGACAAGUCCAGGGGAAGACCUGGAAAAUCCCCAGAGAGGAGUCAUGUCUCUUCAGAGCCCUAUGAGCCAAUCUCGCCACCUCAGGUCCCAGUUGUACAUGAGAAACAGGAAAAUGUUCUUUUGCUUUCCCAAAGAACGGAGCCUACUGAACAGAGGACUGACUCUCGCUCUCCAGGCAGUAUAAGCUACCUGCCUUCGUUUUUCACCAAACUUGAGAACACUUCACCAAUGGUAAAAUCCAAGAAACAGGAGAUAUUUCGAAAGCUGAACUCAUCUGGUGGAGGUGACUCUGACAUGGCAACUGCUCAGCCAGGGACUGAAAUAUUUAAUUUGCCAGCAGUCACUACCUCAGGUGCAGUCAGUUCUAGGGGUCAUUCCUUUGCAGAUCCUGCCAGUAAUCUGGGUCUGGAAGACAUUAUUAGGAAAGCAUUGAUGGGAAACUUUGAUGACAAGAGCGAAGAGCAUGGAGUUGUAAUGACACAAUCUAUUGCGGUAGUACCCGGCAGUUCCAGUGCUGCAGUAUCAGCAAGUAAUGAGACUCGUAGGGAGGAAGCUAACCCAUCACCAAAUUCAGGAGGGGGCAAGCAGAAGCUCAUCAGCAAGUCGAAUAAUAGGAAGUCAAAAUCUCCAAUUCCUGGACAGGGGUAUUUGGGAACUGAAAGACCUUCUUCUGUCUCAUCUGUACAUUCAGAAGGGGACUACCACAGGCAGACUCCAGUGUGGGCCUGGGAAGAUAGGCCUUCAUCAACAGGUUCAACACAGUUUCCCUACAACCCGUUGACGAUGAGGAUGCUCAGCAGUACACCGCCAACAUCCAUUGCGUGUGCCCCACCGUCCAUGAGCCAAGCAACCACUCACCAACAGAACAGGAUAUGGGAGCGAGAGCCUGCACCACUGCUUUCAGCACAAUAUGAAACUCUGUCUGACAGUGAUGACUGAACUAUGCAGAUUCUUUUUGUUUUUUAUUUGCGGGUCAAAACAAGAAAUCUAUUUUUGACUUGUGCCCAUAGAGACUUUCCAAGAGAGCAAGGGCCACACAAUGAAGAAUUGGAGAGUCCGUUAAAUGCCUUCUGCACAGGCCAUGUGUUGGAGGAUUGCUAACAAGAAGGUUGACUUACUAAAGAUAAAUAUGUAAAGAGUUUUUAAAAAAUGUGGACUAUUCCUGUUCUACAUCUAUUUGUAAAGAAAACCUUAAUGUCUUUAAAUCAUUCUUCUGUAAAUAGAGAGUACUUUUUGCAGUGUUUUUUCCCUUGCUAUAGUAUCUGGUGUACUUAUGUUCAAAUCAUUGCCUAAACUUUGGGGGUCAUUUUGUAAUUUUUUUGUUUUUUAAGCAUUUUCUCCAGUGUAGAGUACUCUUCAUAACCCUAGCCUCCCUUCCAGCCUAGCCUAACCCUAACCUAGCCUCCCAACCAGCCUAGCAUCAUUGCCCAGUUAAUGCCAGGCCACUUCUUGCAGGCAUUGUGCUUUUAUAUCAUGUUUUUUUUUCCCUAGACACACUUUCUCAGUGGUGAUCAAGCUCUUGUGAAAAUGUUGAUUUUUAAGACUGACCCCUUACUGAAUUCUGUACAUUACCAUAGGCCGGUUCGCUGGAAUAAGAUGAUAUAUUUCUUUGAAUUUUAAAUUCUGCCACAUUGUAAAUUUUUUGGUGCAGUUGGUUUUAUUUAGCAACACUGCAGAACUAUUAUUGCAUGGGUAUGUUAUGGUUCAUUUUUAAAAGGAUAUAAAAAAAACAAAGAACAGCUUCUGGAGGCAUACCUCACUUCUGCACACUGGGAAUUUUAACGGUGCCCCAAAAGCCUAUCUUAAGUGUUUUCUGUUUCUGCAUUGUAUGCAGUCAAUACAGGCUACUAAAUUUUACUGUCAUAUUUAACCACAGCAAAUGGCUUAUCUGAAUAGAGGCUCUGGGUGGGUUGAUAAAUCCUUUAAGAAGAAAAACCUCUACAUCCCAAGUUUAAAUAAAACAAAAUGCUUUUAUAGAAUAAGUGAACAACACAUGAGUCAACUACUUGGCUUCUGUUACAACCGGUUUGAAAUAGGUACUGUGAUUUUUACCUUCCUCCAGGCUGAUUUUAAAAUCUUUAUGUAAUAAUUAUUUUAAAGUCUGCAUCCCCCUCCCUGGCCCUGUAAGCAAGCUUUUGGUUGAAGUCCUUACGGAUGCUUGGCUUAACUCCUAAAGUGUGCAAUACUUGUUAGGGUGAUUUUUAAAUUGUAUAUGGUACUAGGAGAGUCUCCUUAAUCACUCAUCUAUCAAUGCCUGCUAUGAUAUGCUUGUAGCUCAUGUAUACAUGCAUCUGGUUAGUGAUACCACAGGGUGUCCUGACAUCCAUCUUCAAAAGCAUCUUAUUUUUUGCUGCACUGACCUCAGGAAGUGAAUUUGAAUCUUCCAGGGUAGAAGGACUGAUUUACAGAUAGCACUGAGCUGGGGGGUGGCACCAUUUGUCAGAUUCCAAACUGCUUUUGCAUCUCAUCCAUGAACAGAGUCUUUGCCUUGAAGUUAUUUUCCACUCAGAUUAUGUUUAAUUUAACCCUGUAUUUGCAACACAUUGUCUGGAAGGUGAAUGCAGCUGUGGAAGUUUUACAUCUUCCAGAAGGACUGUAAGGUGCAGUUACAAACAGCAAGUACAGAACUACUUAUGAAUACAAAUUCACUUUGAGUGCUUGGGAAGAAAGCCUUUUUACCAAGUGUGGGAGGGAUCCAAAGCAACUCAUUUGGAAACUUGACACUGUGUUGCAAAUACAGAAUUAUUUUGCUACUUUAAAGGCUGUAUCAGAGUAGGUCAGUUGGCAGUCUUAAGUCUCCUUCCAGUCUUUUCUCUAAGAAAGACUUUUCUCACCUUCCCAUCCUUCUGGCAAGUGAAGUCUUCAUCUUGUUUGUAGACCUGUGCUCUUAUUUUAACUUUUCUGUUCCCACAGCAACAGAUACUGGAACACAAGUUGCUCUGCCCUUUUUGUAGAUCUAAAUUUGGAAUGGAGAGUUCAGUUCCAUUCUAAACCUCACUCAUUGUCACUUUCCUAGUGUAACAAAUACAAUGUGAAAGAGGCAUGUACAGACAAAUGUCUUUGCUAACUGUAAGUAUAGCAUGUUCAUUGCAAAGCUUCAUGUUAUUGCUGCUGCAGCAGCAAGAUUCCCAAAGUAGGAUAGUCACUUUCUCCUAAGAUACAGCUUGAGUGGCAUUUGCACAUAAAAUGUUGCUGCUUUUUUGUUUGUUAUCCAAGUUCUAACUUCUCCAGUGUAAAAACCUCUCCAGAGCCUAAGUUAGGGUUUACCACAAUUCCAGUAAUCUUCAAGUAUGGAAUUACAUCUGCCCUGUUUCAAACAGGAAGGUGUUUGUAAGUCAUGUUUACAAAGUGUAGUUUACUACAAAUUUUUAACUGAUUUCUGAUCAGCGCUUUCACAAUGCUUCAUCUUGGUAUGUUUCGUGAUUCUGAUAUGAAAUCAUUUAAGACUUGAAAAACCCAUGCAUCAUAAAACAACUUUAUUUUUUUCCACACAAUGUCUUCAGUAGACAGUGACUUCUGGAUUCAGACCAAUCAAUAAAGGGGAUCAGUUCUCCA
Molecule: messenger RNA, 10259 nt
Organism: Neopsephotus bourkii (Bourke's parrot)
Lineage: Eukaryota; Metazoa; Chordata; Aves; Psittaciformes; Psittacidae
Gene: NCOR1
Product: nuclear receptor corepressor 1
Exons: 46
Coding region: 231-7643 (2470 amino acids)
Biological process (GO): negative regulation of transcription by RNA polymerase II
Molecular function (GO): transcription corepressor activity; nuclear thyroid hormone receptor binding
Source: RefSeq, a predicted model, not a curated record